Molecule: messenger RNA, 1016 nt
Organism: Cuscuta campestris
Lineage: Eukaryota; Viridiplantae; Streptophyta; Magnoliopsida; Solanales; Convolvulaceae
Source: the annotation of a GenBank genome assembly
AUAAGAUCAUGGGCUCUUCUUCUAGAAAUUUGUACGCAGGUAUUGGCGAAGGGCAAUCUACCUCUAGGCCACCGCUUUUUGAUGGCACCAACUACUCCUAUUGGAAGGAAUGGAUGAGAAUCUAUAUCCGUUCCACCAACUUCCAAUUGUGGUUGGUCAUAAAAAAUGGCGAGCAAAUCUCGAUGAAGAAAGUGGGAGAAACCACGGUCCCAAAGACCGAGGAUGAAUUUGAUGCCGAAGACAUCACGAAGGAGGAAAACUAUGCAAAGGCCUUCAACAUGUUGUAUUGUGCGGUUAACCCCGACGAUUACCGAAAGAUCUCCUGUUGCACAACUGCCAAGGAGAUGUGGGACAAGCCUGAAGUGACGUACGAAGGUACCGAUCAAGCCGAUGCCAUCUACGAGUCAAUUGGCGUCUCCAACGUCACAAUUGAUGGGUUAAGAGGUAAUCUCAAAACUUACGAAUCUACCAUUCUUAAUCCAUCAUUGGACGAACAAAAGAAAAAGGGAAUAGCUCUAAAAGCCACCAAGGAACCGGUGGAAGAGGUUUCAAGCGACGAUGACAACGAGUUUGGACUCGUCAUCAAAAAGUUCCACAAAUUCAUGAAGAAGGAAUUUGAGCGGAAGGGAAGGAAGCACGACGGUCCUCCUAAAUGCUACGACUAUGGCGAGAUCGGACACAUCGAGCCGAGAUGUCCAAAAGCCAAGCACGACAUGGACAAGCCCGGCUUCAAGAAGCAAAGAGCUUACAUCUCUUGGGGUGGCGAUUCUGGCGACGAAUCAACCGACCAAGAAGAGGACGAAGCUGCAAACUUAUGCCUCAUGGCGCACGAAGAUCAAAGCGACGACGUCCAAGAGGUAAAUGAACUUCUUAGCCACAUAAGUUGAACGUUUUCCUUAAGAUUCGUUAUAAAGUGAUUGUUUAUGUCUUGGUGUUCUUGUUUGUUAUUUUCAUAAAAAUUGGGAUUGUUUAAGCGCAAUAAACAACUCUUGAUUUAAUGAAAAUAUGUAAUGUUC